AUGUUGCCGCGACCAGGCUUCGACAAGGCCGGCAUCCUCGCUGCAGCCCUUGUUGCUACAGGUCGCCUCGUCAACGCUGGGCCCUGUGACAUCUACGCAUGCGGCGGCACACCCUGCGUUGCCGCGCAUAGCACCACUCGUGCUCUCUAUGGCGCCUACGCCGGUCCUCUCUAUCAAGUCUCCCGAGGUUCUGAUGGCACCAAAGUCGACAUUUUGCCGCUGAAAGCUGGCGGUGUCGCUCAUUCGAGCGUGCAAGACUCCUUCUGUGCUGGCACGACCUGCCUUAUCACCAUCAUUUACGACCAGUCGGGCCGUGGGAACCAUCUAACUCAAGCUCCGCCGGGCGGUGCUGCGAGAGGCCCCGAGGCCGAUGGUUAUGACUACCUGUCGAGCGCCAUUGGAGCACCAGUGAAGCUCAACAGCCAGAAGGCAUAUGGGGUCUUCAUUUCACCUUACAGUGGCUAUCGCAAUAACAAACCCAACGGCACGGCUGUCGGUGACGAACCGGAGGGCAUGUACGCUGUUUUUGACGGCACGCACUACAACACAGGCUGCUGCUUCGACUAUGGUAAUGCCGAAACCAACUCCCAGGAUCCUGGAAACGGACACAUGGAAGCCAUCUACUUUGGCACCGGUGAUGGUUCGGUCCGCGGCACUGGCUCUGGCUCCGGCCCUUGGAUCAUGGCUGACCUCGAAAACGGGCUAUUCAGCGGCUAUAGUCCUACCAACAACCCGGCCAACCCGACCAUAAACUACCGGUUCGUUACCGCAAUCGUCAAGGGGAAGCCGCAUCAGUGGGCCAUCCGCGGCGGCAAUGCUGCAUCCGGCACCUUGUCAACGUUUUAUGACGGCAUACGCCCGGCGAACGGUUACGAUCCGAUGAUCAAAGAAGGUGCUAUUAUUCUUGGCACAGGUGGUGAUAACAGCAAUUGGGCCCAGGGCACGUUCUACGAGGGAGUCAUGACCAAGGGGUAUCCAUCUGAUAAGACCGAGAACAAGGUACAGGCCAAUAUUGUAGACGCUGGGUACGCUGCUACAAGCUUGACCAGCGGCCCGGAGCUCACCGUUGGUUCCUCCGUCUCACUCAGGGCCACGACAGCGUGCUGCACGACUCGCUAUGUCACCCAUGAUGGCAAUACAGUCAAUACUCAAGUCGUCUCGUCUUCUAGCAGCGACGCCCUCAAGCGUGCAGCUAGCUGGACGGUGCGCACCGGGCUUGGCAACAGCGCCUGCUUCUCCUUCGAGUCAAAUGACACCCCCGGAAGCUUCAUCCGUCACGCUGGCUACCAUCUCAAACUUGAUCCCAACGAUAACACAAAGAUAUUCCACGAGGAUGCCACAUUUUGUCCUAUGGGUGGGCUCAACUCCCAGGGAAAUUCUCUGCGGUCCUGGAGCUAUCCUGCCCGUUAUUGGCGCCAUUUCAACGGGAUACUCUACAUUGCGAGCAACGGCGGGCCUUUCGCCUGGGAUAACACCGUAUCUUUCAAUGACGACGUGAGCUACGUCAUCAGCGCCGGCUUUGCCUAG
Molecule: messenger RNA, 1527 nt
Organism: Purpureocillium lilacinum
Lineage: Eukaryota; Fungi; Ascomycota; Sordariomycetes; Hypocreales; Ophiocordycipitaceae
Product: alpha-L-arabinofuranosidase
Biological process (GO): L-arabinose metabolic process; pectin catabolic process; arabinan metabolic process
Molecular function (GO): alpha-L-arabinofuranosidase activity
Source: RefSeq, a predicted model, not a curated record